This is a messenger RNA of Caenorhabditis remanei, 270 nucleotides long. RefSeq lists its product as uncharacterized. The transcript is spliced from 4 exons. Lineage: Eukaryota; Metazoa; Nematoda; Chromadorea; Rhabditida; Rhabditidae. The coding region runs from base 1 to 270 and encodes 89 amino acids. The record is from RefSeq and is a predicted model, not a curated record.
AUGAACGCUGAAGAUGUAGUAGAUCAAGUAGAAAGAUUGCGUCGCGAGAAGAACAUGUAUCUCGAUUUUCUGAGACUAAACUAUCGAAUUCUCGACAGAUACGAGCAGAUUCAUGAAAUCUUUCUUUCUUCUCUGAAUAGCGCAACUUCUGAAGCUAUGAGACUACAUGAGCAACAGAAGCUAGACGAAAUCAACACAGUAAUUGCAAGUCUUCGAAAUAUGAUUCUGUCAGCCGAGAAGAAAAACGAGUGUAAACUUUUCAGUGACUGA